Neurospora tetraspora is the source of this 4974-nucleotide messenger RNA. RefSeq lists its product as uncharacterized. The coding region runs from base 312 to 4640 and encodes 1442 amino acids. The transcript has a single exon. Gene Ontology annotation, molecular function: chromatin binding. Lineage: Eukaryota; Fungi; Ascomycota; Sordariomycetes; Sordariales; Sordariaceae. Gene Ontology annotation, cellular component: pericentric heterochromatin. Gene Ontology annotation, biological process: chromatin organization; negative regulation of transcription by RNA polymerase II. The record is from RefSeq and is a predicted model, not a curated record.
GAUUCUCAGUUUACCGAUCAAGCAACCUGACAAAUUUCAGUCACUCAACGAGUAUCGGAUAUCUUGUUGAUAUCAUACCACACAAAAAACUAUAUCGAGUCAUCAAAGCUUUAUCAAGUAGCGCGUCUACCUGACAGUCAUUCAGGCAACGCGAAAAGCUACGUGGCUACCACAGCGAGGACGCCGAGUGACGGGCAUGGGAGGUAUGAGCCCUCUGCCACUCUGAGCCUCGGCCUCGAAAGUUGUAAAGAUUACAACUUGGCCGCCUGCUUUCAAGCUUGCUACGUUUUACAGCCCUCAAAACCCUCAACAUGUUCAAGAAUGUGGGCCGGAGAGUGUCAAAAGACUCGACUCACUCGAUCCCUGCCGACGAAGACGAGGACGAUAACAUCUCUCUAGCUUCAACAGCGUCCGCGCAACACGAUCCAGAUGAGGAAUUCGAGGUCGAGGAUGUCCUCCUCGAGGAACGGGACGAGGAUGGCAACAAAGUCUAUCUAGUCAAGUGGGAACGCUAUCCGCUAUAUCAAUGCACUUGGGAGCCCAAGGACAACCUGGGUGACGAACUCAUGGAGAUGUGGAGGGAGAAGAAACUGAGGCAAGAGGCCGGAGAGGAAGAGCCAUUUGAUGUGCGAGUGUUCCAUGCAGCCGUUAAUAGGGCUAAGAAGGAAAAGGCCGACCGUCAUCGCCGUCGCAACGCGAAGCGGAGGAAACUGGGUCACCCGUUGACCGAGCCCUUCGAUGGCUCAAGCUCGGAAUCAGACCCAGACAAUUUCAAGGUCGAGUCCUCUGAUGAAUCCAGUGACGAAGCUUUGGAGCAAGAGGAGCCCGUCUCCAAGGACGAUCGGGAACCACGCUCGGCUAAAGAGAGUGGUACACGCCCGCAAUCAGAGUCAAAGUCCAAGCAAAGGAUAUUCAAAGGCAUCGCUCAGCCUGUACCAAAAUCGGCCAAGACUACCGCCACUACACGAGAAUCCACGUCUCUCGAGCCCAAACCUAAAGCCUCGUCAAGACCCAGUUCCGAAGCCCCGGACAGGCCUUCUCCGCCGCAACCGUCAUCUUCCAAGCCUCGACCUGAGCGGAAUAUCGUGUCAACAACUGGCUACCAAGGAACUGCGAGGAAGCCUGUGGAUAAACCACGACCUAGUACUCCAAACGGGUUGACUUGGCCACUGCCCCAAUCAACCCGUACCGCUCCUCCAAUUGCGUCUCGAUCUACGGCUGCUGGCGUUCGGAAGCCUCUGACUGCCAAAAGAACGGCUGUUAAGAAGAACGUCAGUGUCAAUAUCUUUGCAGCAGGCAAAGUUAGAAAGCCCCGAAAGAAUUUUAAGGAGGCUGUUUCAGACACAACCAAAGCUCCAAAGGAAUUUACAAAGUUUCGUUAUAAACGGCUGGCCGAGAAGAAGGGCAGGGAUAAAGAGGAUCGUCCUCCCGAUCUAUCGACAGCAAAGCUUCACCUCUUCAGCAUCACGGAGGGCCCAACAGGAAGAAGGAUCUCGCUAAACGCAACAGCGUCAUCAAGCACGCCUAUUCCGGCCCCAGGUGGUCAAAUGACUGGGACACAGGUCGAAACAGAAGCCGAGACCACAGCUGGACUUGAGCUCAACUCAGACGAACCGGCACCCGUGAAUAGCCAGGAACUGUCUUUUCGACCCAAGGAUCCGCCCAGAAGGAAAUCUGCUUUGGCAAAAUCAAAAUCCGAUGGAGGACAACCCAAGGAGCGCAAAUCUGUCCGCUUCGUGCCUGGCCAUGAUGAGACUACGAUAUUUCAGGCACCGGAACAGAUGGAUGUUGAUGGGUUGUUCGUUGAGCCUGUUCAUACAACGCCAACUACGCCCACAAAUUCGACGGCUCACCAACGCAUACCUAGCCCAGAUCCACCGCCUGCCACUGCUUCUGCCGGCGAGUCCGAUGACGGGGUGCCGAGGGGAAAUCUGAACAAGAGACUGUUGAUCGCCGAGAUCCCCCCUUUUGAGGUAACAUUUCACGAUGUGCCGCGAGAUAACCAUCAGUUGUGGGCUGCACAUUUCGGCAAACAAAAGUCGUUAGAGUUUCGGCUAAGCUGUUUCGCCAAAACAGCAGUGGCACAAAUGAAGCCUCCUUUGUUCCAAAGGGGCCUGGCCAAAGGGCCUAUAACGUCCGAGAACAAAGAAGCUAUAGAGAAGCUUGCACAGCAGCUUAAAGCGCGACUGCUCGGUCUUUUCUAUUCAAGCCGGCAUUACAACCUUCUCAUUUAUCCCACGAAAUGUGAGGAAUGGCAAAUCGAAUCGUUCGGCCAGGAGGUAGCAACUGGCUUAACCGCAGCGCUCUGUUAUGUCAUAUUCUCCUCAGAUAUGGACUGUGGAAGUAUGCUCAGACCGCUUAGUCUUCCGCUGAGGUUGCCAGAGACGAAUGGAAAGGCAGUGCCUACUAUGACGUGGGUGAUGAGCAGAUUGUACAAAUUCGAUUACAAUCAACUAUUACCAAGGAAGCCUCAGAUCCCAAAGGUACACAAGUUCUUUCUCGCUUUCCCUGAGUCAGGAACUGGGAAAGUGACUCGCUCAGUCGUUUUUCAAUGGCUGCGCUCUUGCAACCCCGACUGUCACAUAUACAUAUCCAGCCAACCUGGCUCUUGGGAUGCAUUCAGAGCCAGUGUAGCCGAGUCAUCUGGUGUUGUCAUUAUCCACGAGACGUUGAUGUGGAGUCUUCGCCGGUUCCCAAAGCUUUCCGAGUACCUGAUCAAGAAAUACGACGAGUAUUGGUGCUUUACGGAGCCAAGCGAAGCAUACCCCUUAUAUCCGUCAAUGUCCUUGCCGGAAAGCGUUCCCCCCGGGAUCAGUCAACUCACGCGAAUAUUGCCAUUCCGCACGGCAAUCCUGCUUACCCCGAGCUUUCUCGUGUCCGAGCCUGAACACGCUCGUGAGUUUCUCGAUUGGUUCUUUCGCCAAUGGAAUUACUCCUUUUACUAUCGUCUGGUGACGGCCUCAAACAUCCAUGAGUACCUUCAAGAUCUGGCAUUAGAAUGUAUCGAUUCGCGCGAGAGGUGGUGGACCGCGGGUCCGAGUCUUGGGAUGACUCCCAUAGAUACCCAGUUCGAGAUCAACCUGCGAGGACAUAGUCUUGACGAAUGUGAAUCUAGGCUCCAAGCCGGCAUCGCGGCUUCUGAACUUCACAGAAUACGCGCCAGACAGCUCGACUCCUCCGGUGGAAUGGAGGAGGACCACAGCCCGCUCAUCUAUGCGGAUCCGUCUAUCGACCCAAAUGACGAGCAAAGCCUGGUCAACUGGUUCGGCUGGUGGUCAACCCUGCGGGCUGAUCAGUUCCGCAAGUUCCAUGUCGUUGGAUCGUGUAACAGUAUUGGUUAUCCAAACACCAAGAAGGGGAUUCGGACGGUCCGCAUUCCAAAAUAUCUGAGAACAACAAUCAAUGACCCAGACGCGGUAGCAGAGGUUGUGCAGUCAGAAGCAUCGCAAAAUCUCCAGGUACCAGCACACGAACUGCCUCCUAGCAAUCCACCAAGUGCGGCGGGCAGUUUGGAGUUGACCGGCCCCUUCAAAAGCGAUAUAUUAAUCAAUGACCAUGGGGCAACUCUUCAAGGAUUCCUAUUCAACAACUUUUGUAAGGAAAUUCCGGGGUCCAAACUGCGGUUUUACGGAUAUCCUGUGACGUGGGCUGAUCCGAAGAUGGCGAGUUCCUACGGCGAUUUGAUUCUUAAGCACAAUAAGACAAUCGGCGAGUGGUUCCAUUUUCCGUAUUCAUUCAACAACGCCUGGAACACUUACGUUGGUCUGUUUUACACCAUUUCGGAGGAGUGGGAUCCCCAGAAGCCUCCACAGAACCAGAAUCCCAGGUGGCAUCCUUGGCUUGCGAUUUACAGGCUUGUCAACCCCCAUUCCCAUCCAUUCAAGCGGUGCGAGCUUAUCAUAUGGGAUCCUCUCGCAAGGAAAUGGUUUCCCGGCUCACAGGUACCGUUAGAAAGCGAGCUCACUGAUAUGCAACAGCGUGUCGUUCGACAUGUCCGUGAGCAUUGCGGAAAAAAGAAUCGGGGGACGUACCUUGAUCAGGUUUGGCUCGGCGGGUUCAAUUGUCCGAGUGAAUGUGAAUCUCUUUAUCCCCUCGACAUGACGUUGAAGUUCACCAGAGCAAUGGUGCAAGAUAUUGGAGAACAUCUUCCACCGGAGAAGCAGUUGCCGAACAAGGGUUUCAGGAAAGUUCUGAAGGAGCACCCACCGGCGCCCAAUCCGAUGGAUGGUGUCGGUCUAGACAGCGACGAUGACGUUGUCAUGGACGUCGAUAGCAACGACGGCUGGAACGACGAAGACGAAGAUGUGCGCAUCAUCUUCCAUCCGCCUCGAGGCACCAAGCUCUCCCCUGGUUCCCGCUCAAAAUGCACCAACAGGCUCUACGAGGAGGCGCGUCUCGCCAGGGCCAGGUCCUCUUCGGACCGUAUGGAGUUCAAGUUCGUUCCAACGCUCAAAUGGUACGAGGACCAAGUCGCAGAGGGGCGUGGCUUUGAACACAUCAACAUCCAGUCGUGGCAAGACAUCUUCAACAUCUUCCAAAUAGGAAAGGCGAAGGGUAGCAAGGUGACGACAGCGGCGACAGCGGCAAGGGCUCAGGCGACUCGUGGAGACAGAGAAGGCGAUGUUCAGAUGACCGGCUAAGGAAGCGGCGAGUCAAAGACAUCAACUACAAAUACGUUCAACAAAAAGUCGCCGCUGGUAGUGCACAAAGGUGUGAGGUUUCUCCGCCCUAGGUGCCCGAAUCGGGUUACGCCUUGGCAUCUAUCGAAAGAGAGCAAGAAACAACCAGCUUCCAAGGCCGAAGAGCGACAGAGGGAGGGCGGCUUGGGCUGUAUGGCUGCUAGAGCAGGCGUUCGAAAAGCUAGGGCAGCUGGGACGAGAGUCACGUUACAAUCGUUGACAAUGUCCGAUUUGAACACUUCCUCCGUGUAAGGAACAUUACUACGAUGAGCUUGGUUCUGGGCAAUGGGUGGGG